GAACACAGUUACGGACAUGUCUGGUUGUGUCGCGACCGAGAGCGGGAGUGCCUGGUGGCGAUCAAGAAGUUCAAGGAUGCGAACAAGGACUCGCAGGCCUAUCAUUUGGCGAUGCGGGAAAUUAAACUGUUGCGGGCCACAUCUCACGAGCACGUGGUCUCCGUCAUUGAAGCCUUCCGGAGCCAAUCCAGUGGGAAUGUGUACUUGGUCAUGGAAUAUGCGGAGAGCUGCUUAAACCUGGAGCUGAAGAAGCAUCGCACUGGUCUGCCGACUGCGGAUGUGAUGCGCAUCACCUGGCAGCUGGCGUCGGCCCUGCAGUACCUACAUAGCAGGAAGAUUGUGCAUCGUGAUCUCAAGCCGGCCAACAUCCUGUUAACAGCCGCUGGCGAUCUGAAGCUGUGUGAUUUCGGAUUCGCGCGCGACUUGCCCCCUGCUGGGCAGCAGGCGGACAUGAGCAGCUACGUCACUACUCGUUGGUAUCGUGCUCCCGAGGUGGUCGUCGGCGCCGAGUAUGGAGCGGCGGUAGACAUCUGGGCAUUAGGUUGUCUGUUUGCCGAGCUGCUUAAUGGCCAGCCGCUCUUCCCGGGUUCCUCUAACAUGGACCAGCUGGCACUCAUUGUGAACUGCUUCGGCCAUCUGCCAAACCGCCUGUUGGCAAAGGCCCUGACCAACCCACAGCUAGUCGGCGUGCAGCUACGUACAAGCAAUCCACGCAACUGGGCGGUGGCGCUACAGCAGCGGUUUGCGCCAUAUGGCGAGAACGCCGUCACGUUGUUGCUAUCCUGCCUCAACCCGGACCCUCUGAAACGUGCCGCUGCGGAGGAGGUGCUCCGGGCUCCUUACUUUGAGCCAAUCCGGCAG
Messenger RNA from Volvox carteri f. nagariensis, 861 nucleotides. RefSeq lists its product as uncharacterized. The record is from RefSeq and is a predicted model, not a curated record. The annotation marks the transcript as partial. Gene Ontology annotation, cellular component: nucleus; cytoplasm. The transcript has 7 exons. Gene Ontology annotation, molecular function: ATP binding; MAP kinase activity. NCBI's taxonomy places the organism in Eukaryota, Viridiplantae, Chlorophyta, Chlorophyceae, Chlamydomonadales, Volvocaceae. Gene Ontology annotation, biological process: intracellular signal transduction; protein phosphorylation.